UCUCUCAAGUACCAAAAACACCCAUAGAGUCGAAACGACUGUGUGUGGAUGAAAUAAAAUCAAGGGUCUUACUAAGAAGAAACUGAACCAGGAAGAGUGAGCAUGAUGGACUCUUGCGUGCGAGCCGUGGUAGAAGGCAUACACUCCAGUCCCACUCAAGCCGUUGUCUAUCUCUCCGGCGGAGCCUCUCAGGCCCUUGGGUGGUUAAUGUCUGUACCAGGAGCCUCAAACACAGUUUUGGAAGCUGUGGUGCCUUAUUCUAGAAUGUCCAUGAUCCAAUUGCUAGGCAAGGUUCCUGCUAAAUUCGCUAGCAGGCAAACUGCAGAGGACAUGGCAUUGUUGGCUUAUAAUAGAGCUCUAAAGCUUUCCCAACCAGGUUACCCAGCUCUUGGCGUGGGUUUCUCUGGUUCUCUAGCUAGCACACGUCCGAAGCUCGGGGAUCACAGGUACUGUUUUGUGCUAUUAUAUUUUCAAGUUAUUUAUAUCACGAGUUUGCAGUGAUUCUGCCUGUUUGUG
Molecule: messenger RNA, 516 nt
Organism: Olea europaea var. sylvestris
Lineage: Eukaryota; Viridiplantae; Streptophyta; Magnoliopsida; Lamiales; Oleaceae
Exons: 4
Coding region: 103-501 (132 amino acids)
Cellular component (GO): nucleus; cytoplasm
Molecular function (GO): nicotinamide-nucleotide adenylyltransferase activity; ATP hydrolysis activity
Source: RefSeq, a predicted model, not a curated record